CCGUUGUCUGCUAAUGUGUCAUUAAAGAAAGCAGCUAGGUUAGCUGCCAACUUCUUUACUUCCAGGAUUUGCUAUUCACGGUUUUAUUUGCACAGUCACUUAGCCAGCGAUGACAAUGGUCAGAGGGAAGCCAUUGAGAAAUGUUGGUAAGUAUUCACAGACACAUACAGCUUACAAGAAGAACCGUAAUGGGCCCACACCUUCUAGGACCAUUAUGACCCGCAGCCAGUGCUCCACUAGCUGCACCAGCUUCUUCAGCAGGAUCCCUGCAGAGGUGUUUGACAUGAUCCUAGACAAACUGUCUGUGCUGGAGAUCAGUGUGUUCAGCAUGGUAUCAAAGGAAAUUACUAGAUAUAUUGCAGACUACAUCUCCACUGUGGCCUGGAAGAAUAAAAUGAUCCUCCAAAGCUUUCACCACUCCAGCCGCAUUGAACAGAAAUCCACCACUGGACACUACAGAGACCUCGGUGUGUUGUUCAAGAGGUGUACCCUGUUGCUAUCCACAAAGGACAGGUUAAAGUUUAUCUUUAGCAAGAUUUCACAGAUUCCCUGCUUCCUGUUGGAGAAAUGUGUAGCACCAGACUGCUUUGCUUUCUCCAGCUUUGGAGUCUUCCUCCAGACUCUGAUUGCAGGGUGGGAUGAGCUGGAGUGCCAUAGAGUAUUCAACUUCCUCUGUGAUCUAACAAACCUGCAGCAAAAAACUGAAGGAGUCAUCACUGCAAAACCAGGUGUGAAGUGGUAUCAGGAGCUGCAGCUGCGGCUAUUUUGCCGUCAGGUUCUUUUGGACCCGUGGCCAAACCAGCCGGAGUGUCAUUUCUGGCUGAUGCAACUCCUGAAGCCUUGGCCGUUGGUCAGCCAGGCCCACUUACUGUUCAUCCUCUAUGGUCCUCUGCUGCCUGAGGGUACACUCGGCUGGCAGGAUCUGGUGGAGAGGGGGCUUCCUCACACCGCUCUGUGGCACUUAGCCAAGGCCAUCCUCUUGCUCUUUGGUAACCUACAAGUCAAAGGCUGGAGCACUGACUCGAUGAUCACAAUCAUGGAGGAGCUCAUUGUCAUUCCUCAUCCGUGGCAUGUGGAGAAUGUAGCUCGUCUUUUGGUGCUUUGUGGCAGCAAUCUCUGCUACACUGUUCUGGCCAGCAAGGCUCUCAAUGGACGACUCCUUGAGAUCUCAAGAAUCAUCGUCUACAUCAUACUGGUGUGUGAAAAGGACGGCUAUCACAUGAGUUGGGCGGUGAAGCUGGUGCAGGAGAUCUGCAAGGUCUUCACUACGCCCCCGGAAAAGUUCUACUUCAUCCAGCAACUGGAAAACACAUUUUCAGAAGUCACCCGGGAAUUCUUUGAGUUUUCUGUAGCAGUGUUAAUGGCUUCUAAUACAUCUGGAGGGACCCGCUUGUUACUCUACGGAACCACUUUGAUGACAGAGAGACUUUCCAGACCCUGUGUAUCCUUCUGGACUCCUGUGCUCACUUCCACACUAAAUUUCUUCACAUGUUCCUCAGAUAGGAAUCAUGCAUAUUAAAAGUGACAAGAUGCAGAGGAGCGAGGGAAGACAUGGGAAGAGAUAAAUGUCAAUAAUGAAAGGGCUUAAUGAAUGAACUGAAUGAUAGAGAGUGACAGGUUUUUGUAAAAUCAGUUCAGAUUUAGACAGACUUGAACAAAAGGAUGUUGCCAUGGCGCUUAGAAAGCUGGGGGUGGAUUUGAACCUUCACCUGUAGAUUGAACUCACAUCUGUUUGAAUAGCUGUUCAAAUCGUAUCACUAUUUAUACAAAUAUUUGUAUCAAAGUUUUAUAAUCUUGUUCUUAAGACAACUUUGAAGUUGACUUUUAUUAUACUAUUUAAUAUUUAUUCAUUACAGUCGGGUUAUUUAACUAUUAAGACUAUUUAUUUGACAGUUUAUUUAUUCGCACGACAUGUAAGUGUGGUACUGACUAAAUGGUUCGUUGUGCUUCUAAUUUAUUAAAGUGGAAUUUUUACUUUGA
Messenger RNA from Neolamprologus brichardi, 1980 nucleotides. RefSeq names its product F-box only protein 47-like. NCBI's taxonomy places the organism in Eukaryota, Metazoa, Chordata, Actinopteri, Cichliformes, Cichlidae. The record is from RefSeq and is a predicted model, not a curated record. Gene Ontology annotation, molecular function: protein binding.